This is a messenger RNA of Pararge aegeria (speckled wood butterfly), 855 nucleotides long. Its product is annotated as collagenase-like. The record is from RefSeq and is a predicted model, not a curated record. Gene Ontology annotation, molecular function: serine-type endopeptidase activity. Lineage: Eukaryota; Metazoa; Arthropoda; Insecta; Lepidoptera; Nymphalidae. Gene Ontology annotation, biological process: proteolysis. The transcript has 5 exons. The coding region runs from base 1 to 855 and encodes 284 amino acids.
AUGAGAUUGCUACUGGUCGUAUUUGGUCUGGCCUUGACCUCAGCAGAGCAGUAUUCGCCAAUAACUAGGAGCUACCAUGAAGAGAUUGGCAUUCCAGAGGCGAGGAGGAUCAAAAUCGCGGAGGAGUCCAUGGAUUUUGAUGGAGCGAGGAUCACAGGCGGUCAGACCUCCUUAUUAGGAAACCACCCACACAUGGGUGGUAUGCUUAUAGAUUUGACGAUAAACGUUCAGUCAGUAUGCGGAUCCUCCCUUAUCUCCAGAACAAGGCUGGUGACCGCUGCUCAUUGCUGGCGGCAUGGCAACUUCCAUGGGCGUCAAGUCACCGUGGUUCUUGGGUCGGUUCGCCUGUUUACCGGCGGUAUUCGGCAAUUAACUGACCAAGUGACACUGCAUCCCAACUACAGGGAAAGCGAUCUUCACAACGACCUGGCUGUUAUAAUAAUUAGAGAGGUUGCAACAAACAACGCUGUUAAUAUCAUCAGAAUCCCUAGUGGCAAUAAUAACUACGCUGGAGCGUGGGCCACUGCGGCUGGAUUCGGUAGAACUGAGGAAGGCGGCCAGAUCGGCAUUACCCAAGUGUUGAGCCACGUGAACUUGCAAGUCAUCACUAACCAAGCAUGCGCGCGGACUUUCGGCAACGAUGUCAUCAUUUCAUCCACGCUGUGUACCGCCACGGCAAACAGCAGAAGCACUUGCGGAGGAGACUCUGGAGGACCCCUCGCAAUCGGCUCUGGCACUAACCGUGAGCUGAUCGGCAUCGUAUCGUUCAACCACCGCGAGGGAUGCACGCGAGGCCAUCCGGCGGGCUUCGCCAGAGUCACCUCAUUCGCCGCAUGGAUCCGUUCGCAUUUAUAA